AUUUGGUCUCAGCCUGCAUCAUUGAGGCGUCAGAUGGGGGCAGUGCGCGCACGGACAGCGCCCAAGCUGGGCCUGGGCCCUACCUACUUAGAUUGGCAGGAUCAGGGCCGAGCAUUGAACCACUUGGCGUAUCAAACAAAGACAAAAGCCUAACGGCCAGUCGGGCGAAGUCCCACCCUGCCCUCAUUCUGCAGGACUUGUGAGCUGAUUGGUCUGCUAGCAGCUGGCUGCGUGCUCUUGCCUAGUCCCUGAAACAUCAUGGCCAGCCACAAGCCCUUGAAAAGGCCGAAUGUGAGAACGCUUUUGAAGAGGAAGCUCCACAUUGUUCCGAGCACAUCUGCAAAACUUUUCUUGCAUUAUCCUGCGGCUGUUAGAAGGAAAAGGAAGAAGCGCAAGCUUUCAGGAGCAGGCCUGAAGCUGGAAAGCAGGACAAGUCGACGUUCUGCGACAGCGCUUGUGCAAACCCCAGUUUGCACCCUUUCUAAUACCACCACAAGGAGCUUCACAACCGCCAACUGCAUUGCAGCGCUCCGGCUCUUAGGUUACGGCAUCUUCUGACAUUCAGAGGUGUCUACGGAGCUGCCAUUUCAAGGAAGAAUGGCAGCGUCGACGGCUAUGUUCCUGGGCCUAGCUCUCUUUGCCAGCCUCAUCAGCUCAAGUAAGUCCAGACGCGCCUGGCUCGUCUAAUCAGUUCCGCUCAUGUUGCAAUGUCAGAAUGCUUUACAAGAGCUGGACGCGAAGGCUCUUGGCUUGAGUAACUCUUCACGAUUCAGUGGUAUCAUUCUUUCGGAUGGCCUUUGCCGUAGUUUGUCCACAUGUUACUUGAGCUUUCAACAGGCCAGUUCUUGACCAACCUUAGGAUGUGACAAGAACUGCCCAUGCCUGUUCUAUCGUUGCGCAGGCUUGGCCACUCAGAUCCAGUGGGCGGGGCGCACAGUAAGUCACUCUUUCACUGCUUCUGUGUCGUCAGAUGCUUGCCUCUAACGCCUAACUUGAAUGCAUCGCUGCUCUGCUCCUCCUAUUGACGUGGAGAAACGCCGACAAGGGCUCCGCUUUCGUUAUGCCCUUCUAUCAACAGGCGCUGCCGUUGCAAAGAAGCCUGAUACCCUUCUAGCCAUAUUAGCAGAAUUCGCCCUUAUCCCUACAGAGUGGCAUUCACAUGGAGACAGAGCUUCA
Messenger RNA from Klebsormidium nitens, 1176 nucleotides. Lineage: Eukaryota; Viridiplantae; Streptophyta; Klebsormidiophyceae; Klebsormidiales; Klebsormidiaceae. The record is from the annotation of a GenBank genome assembly.